This is a messenger RNA of Komagataella phaffii GS115, 723 nucleotides long. RefSeq lists its product as hypothetical. NCBI's taxonomy places the organism in Eukaryota, Fungi, Ascomycota, Pichiomycetes, Pichiales, Pichiaceae. The coding region runs from base 1 to 723 and encodes 240 amino acids. The record is from RefSeq and is a predicted model, not a curated record. The transcript has a single exon.
AUGGUUUCAUCAAAUGGCGUGUCAGCGACGCCAAUGGAUUCUGACACGGAUGCUCUUGUAAACGGGCAAGUUCUUAGUGAUUCCAGUGUGUACGGGCCAACCUACAUGGACACUAGCCUUUUACGGUUGAUUAAACAGAUUGGAACAGUGCUAGGGGACAAUGAUGAGGAUACGAUUGAUCGUACGCUUUGCAAUGGGACCACUAAACUGAAGAAUGGUAGUAAGGUAAACUUCAAGCAAGAAACCCCUUCAACUGAGUACAAUGGUAACGCCAAUGAAGUAUGGCCUUCGAAGGUAUCCGAGGAGAUAACAACUGAGUUACUGCUUGAAUUGGUGCAAGAAUGUCGCCAAACAAUUCUUCAGCUCAACUUGAACAAAAAUUUGAAUGAACUUCAAGCCAAGAUGACAACGGAGCAGCUACACAUGGAGAAUCAAAUUUUAAAGAAAUCGCUUGAAACUUUUACGGAAAGCAAUGGACGACUAAAGACGGAGAUAAAGAAUCUUCUGAAUAAAAAAGAGAAGCUAGUGAAUUAUGUGCGCAAGCUCAAAACGGACAAAAAGCAUCUUAAAGUUGAGCUUCUACGACAGAGCCAGCAAAUGAAUCAAAUAGAGGAACACGUCAACGUAUCUAGAGGGGAUAUGCUUAAUACUCUUGGUAUUUUGGCAUCACAUGUCUUGGAAGAUGAGCAACGACGGGAUUUAGAUGAAACCAUUGAAGUGUAG